AUGAGUUACCUGAUAAUCUAUCUGCUUCUGGCACAAGAAGCAUUGGUCAUACCCUCUUUUUUUGUGCCAAGAUAUCAUAUCGAUGCUUAUGAAGUGUCCAACAUCACACCAUCCUUUUCUUACACUCCACAUCUCACGAAUGCUAUUGAACGCCAAAACAAAACAAAAAAAAGUCCAGCAUUGAAGGCAAUAACUGAAGGUAUAUUGUGGCCCAAAAGAUUGCAAUGUCAGUCAAAUUUAGCCAAUGCAGGUACUGGUAAUGGCUUUAUCGAUUCAGUGAUGAGCUUCUAUGAGCAAUGGGUGUCUGUAGCGGACUAUGAAGGCUGGAUGCAGGGACCACGAAACAGGGUGUCCGUUGAGAUUUAUCUUAUAUCCCAAGUGGUUUUUGAAAUUGGUAAUCGAAAACCAGACGAUAACCACUUGUGA
This is a messenger RNA of Mucor mucedo, 426 nucleotides long. RefSeq lists its product as uncharacterized. The record is from RefSeq and is a predicted model, not a curated record. Bases 1 to 426 code for a protein of 141 amino acids. NCBI's taxonomy places the organism in Eukaryota, Fungi, Mucoromycota, Mucoromycetes, Mucorales, Mucoraceae. The transcript has 4 exons.